Messenger RNA from Salmo salar (Atlantic salmon), 1530 nucleotides. RefSeq names its product vacuolar protein sorting 72 homolog a (gene vps72a). NCBI's taxonomy places the organism in Eukaryota, Metazoa, Chordata, Actinopteri, Salmoniformes, Salmonidae. The record is from RefSeq and is a predicted model, not a curated record. Gene Ontology annotation, cellular component: nucleus.
GCAUGUCGCACCAUAUCGACGUCAUUAGCUGCCUGCAUAGUUUUUUGUGGUAGCUAACGUUAACUAGAACUUGAUUGUUGUUAGCUUUCAACCAGCUAGCACGUUCCCUAUUAUUCUAGUUGAGCUAGAUCAACAUGAGUUUAGCAUUUAGCAAAGAGCCCCGUAAAACGGCGGGGAGCCGCUUGUCUAAGUUGUUAGAUGCUGAAGAAGAAGAUGAAUUCUACAAGACCACAUACGGCGGAUUCAACGACGAAUCAGGAGAUGAUGAGUACAGAGGGGAGCACUCGGACACAGAGGACGAGGUCGACAGUGACUUUGACAUAGAUGAGGGUGACGAGCCUGAUAGUGACCAGGAGGAGGAUGCUCCUCGCAGGAAGAGUCGAGUUGUCACCAAAGCUUAUAAGGAACCUCUGAAGGUGACCAAGCCUAAACCAAAGAGGCCCUCAGAGGAGCUGAAGAAGACAGAGAAAGCCAAAAUGGAGAGGAGGGCGCCACAGGAGUUUCAGGAGUUUGGAGAGACUCGGAAGUCUGUGCGCCAGUCGACCAGCGAGCAUACGCGGAAGACCAACCUGCGACUGCAAGAAAGACAGGAUGCCCCACGACGGCGGAGGGGAGCCCACCACGACCGACCCCUGACCCAGGAAGAGUUGCUGGCUGAGGCCAAAAUAACUGCUGAGGUCAACCUCCGAUCCCUAGAGAACUACGAGCGUCUUGAGGCUGACAAGAAAAAACAGGUCCAUAAGAAGCGGCGAUUUGAGGGCCCCACCAUCCGCUACCACUCUGUCCUCAUGCCCCUGGUGCCCCACUCCAUCUUAAAAGAGGAAAAUGUGGAUGUGGAAGGGUUAGACCAGGACACACCGCUGCUCGUUGCUCCUGUGGCACCAAGUCCAAUGCCUUCGCAGCAACCCUUGGGAGGUCUUUGCUCCCGCACUUACAUCACCUUUAGCGACGAGGAGGCCUUUGAGGCUGCCUUCCCCCAGGCUGUGCGGACCGGCUCCCAGCCCCCCACCCAGGAAGUCUGUCCUGUCACCCACAAGGCUGCAUUAUACAGAGACCCAGUUACAGACAUCCCCUAUGCCAACACACGAGCCUUUCGCAUUAUUCGCGAAGCCUACCGCAAAUAUGUGGCAGCUCAUGGAUUCCCCAACUCUGCUGGGGGUUUCUCUGUGGUUGAUGCCUCAGGUUCCAGGAGUGCACGCCAGAAAAUGGUCAAGCAGAGCACAGUUGCAAGGUAGAGGCUUAUAUGAUCUCAGAAGUCAUUUAUAGAAGUCUGUCCUCCUUUGAUUUAGAGCCCCUCAUCUGUUCAAAGAUUUAAAUCUACAGUCUGGGAUUCAUCUUUCAGUGAAAUGGCAGCCCCAGUACUUGUUUUGGUGUACAGCUGAAGCAUAGGGCUAUGGAAAUUCUUGUUUGUAAACAUUGGAGUAAUAGUAUUUACAUUUGGGAUAGAGCGGGGCUUUCCAACCCUGUUCCUGGAGAGCUACUGUCCUGUAGGUAUGUGAAUAAAAUGUUGAAUAAAUUUCCUUUAACAUC